Molecule: messenger RNA, 1789 nt
Organism: Drosophila eugracilis
Lineage: Eukaryota; Metazoa; Arthropoda; Insecta; Diptera; Drosophilidae
Gene: Dph1
Product: 2-(3-amino-3-carboxypropyl)histidine synthase subunit 1
Exons: 3
Coding region: 130-1494 (454 amino acids)
Biological process (GO): protein histidyl modification to diphthamide
Molecular function (GO): 2-(3-amino-3-carboxypropyl)histidine synthase activity
Source: RefSeq, a predicted model, not a curated record
CCUGAAGUUGAAACCAUUCAGACAGUGUCUAACGUCCAACUGAUAAAGGUAUCGAACGUCCGAAUCGUCAAGCUUGUGUGUUAUAUUAAAUAAUAUUAAUAUUGUUAACUAAGCAAAUAAAGCGGUACCAUGUUGGACGUGAUCCAGCCAAGUAACAACCUCCCUUCCAGCGAGAGCACCGAUGUGGUCGUGGUCCGGGCCAGGCCCAAGAAGGUGUUCAAGCCAAAGGCUCGGAUCAAUAGAAUUCCCCAGGAGUUGCUCGAUGAUCCUUUGCUGCAGCAGGCCAUUGAUCGUCUGCCCUCAAAUUACAACUUCGAGAUGCACAAGACUAUCUGGCGGAUACGAGAGAUGAAGGCCAAACGAGUGGCAUUGCAACUGCCGGAGGGUCUGCUAAUGUACGCAAUGGUCAUCAGCGACAUCGUGGAGCGAUUCACCAGCGCAGAUACUGUGAUUAUGGGCGAUGUGACUUAUGGGGCUUGCUGCGUGGAUGACUAUACAGCCAAGGCAUUGGGAGCAGAUCUGCUGGUGCACUAUGGUCACAGUUGCCUUAUUCCCGUAGAUCAGACAUGUGGCAUCAAGGUUCUGUACAUUUUUGUGGACAUCAAAAUUGAUCCACUGCACUUCCUUGAUUCUGUAAAACUAAACUUCCGCCCGGAAGUGGGCCAAAUAGCUUUGGUCAGCACAAUACAGUUUGUAACCACGCUGCAAGCCGCAUCCACAGAGCUCAAGGCAGCCGGCUAUGAUGUGAUAGUACCCCAGGCCAAGCCACUUAGUCCCGGUGAGAUUCUCGGCUGUACAUCUCCUCAGUUGCCGGAAACAACGAAGAUGAUAAUCUACCUUGGUGACGGGCGAUUCCAUCUGGAAUCCGCCAUGAUUGCCAACCCGCUGUUAAAUGCCUACAAAUAUGAUCCUUAUGAGAAAAAGUUUACUGUGGAAAAGUACGACCACACGGCCAUGCAAAACAUUCGCCUGGACGCUGUACAGCGAGCUAAGAAGGCACGCCGUAUUGGCAUCAUUCUGGGAACACUUGGAAGACAGGGCAGUUCCAGAGUUCAUCGGUUUUUGGAGAAGCGACUGCAUGCUAAGGGCAUUGAGACAACAACUCUAUUGCUGUCGGAGAUCUUCCCACAGAAAUUGGCUCUUUUCGCUGACAUCGACGCCUUCGUCCAGAUUGCUUGUCCGCGACUUUCGAUUGACUGGGGAUCCGCCUUUACCCAGCCGCUGUUAAAUCCCUAUGAGCUCUCGGUAGUUUUAGGUGAUGUGGAGUGGACGCCACACAACUCGUCUCCUCGCAACAAUGCCUAUCCGAUGGACUUUUAUGCUAGUGGCAGCCUGGGACCCUGGACUCCAAACUUUAAGCCCCCAGCGCUAGGGGAGUGUGAAAACAAACCCUCCGCCGAUUGCUGCGGCCGUUGCACGCGGGCGGAACUGGAGAAAGACGAUUCCGGCAAGGCCGCGGCUCUAGACGAUCUUCUUGACUUCAAAAAAGGAUAAACAAUAUGUUGUGUCAUGCUUUGAACUGCCUACAAAGCCAUCCAUCUCAAGCGGUCAGCAAGGAUCGUCUGCCCAAAUAUAAUGCUACCUACUAAUUUAGUUAGUACAAAUUUUGUUUUUAAGUACUUACUUCUAGGGCUUAUUUUGUGUUCAUCACAGAUACGUUCAUAAUUCUUAUGUUCGCAAUAUCGUUUUUAGUUUAGUUUUUAUCUAUAUUUUUAACAGAGAUGCAAUUGUUAAGCAAAGGCAACUAUGUACACAAUUUUUUAACAUUAAAACAAUGUUUAAAACGCCA